This is a messenger RNA of Lathyrus oleraceus (garden pea), 621 nucleotides long. RefSeq lists its product as uncharacterized. Gene Ontology annotation, molecular function: DNA-binding transcription factor activity, RNA polymerase II-specific. The transcript has a single exon. Lineage: Eukaryota; Viridiplantae; Streptophyta; Magnoliopsida; Fabales; Fabaceae. Gene Ontology annotation, biological process: positive regulation of transcription by RNA polymerase II; cellular response to iron ion starvation. Bases 1 to 621 code for a protein of 206 amino acids. The record is from RefSeq and is a predicted model, not a curated record.
AUGCUUCAAUGGAUUCGUACGGAGGCCUCAAAACUGGGAUUUAGUGUGGUAAUCAGAAGGUCUGAUAAUAGUUUGGAUAGAAGAUGUGCCUUUGUGACAAUGAUGUGCGAGAGAAGUGGGAAAUAUAGAUCUCCUAUCGGGAAUUUUAAACGAGAUGACAUUGGUUCAAGAAAAUGUGAGUGUCCCUUUAAGUUGCGUGGUUAUAUGUUGGCAAACAAGAAAUGGAGAUUUAAUGUCAUAUGUGGUUUACAUAACCAUGACUUGUGUGAAAAGUUAUCCGACCAUCAAAUUGUGUGUCGCCUCAUGCAGGAAGAGAAGGAACGCGUUGCAGACAUGACAUUUAAUUUGAUUCAACCGAAAAAUAUACUUGCAACUUUGAAACGUAAAAGACUAGAAAAUAUCUCAAAUAUCAAGCAAGUGUACAAUAUUCAAUACCAAAGUAAUAAGGCGUUGAUGGGGGAUAGACCUGAAAUGCAACAACUCUUGAAAUUGUUGGAUGAUAAUAUUUAUGUGUCUAGGUACGGAACGUGCGAGGAUGGAGUAACCGUCAGAGAUAUACUUUUGACUCAUCAUGAUUCUAUCAAGUUUUUUAACAUGUUUCCUACUAUGCACAUAAUUUGA